AAGGGUGCAGUGGAACUGAGAAGUAAACGUCCAGUGUGUCCUCAUGGCAUCAGGAUUUUUGAGAAAACACCAAAAAUAUAAAUUGAUUAGCAUAUCCUAAUGCUAUUUCACUUUUCCAAAAUAAUAACUUCAAUUUUUCAGCCUUGUCUCUCCAUCCAGUUUUUAUAUAUAUUUCUUGUAAUUAUGCCAAAUGAUUUCCCAAUGAAUCACACACUGUGUAUCUGAGUAGAUGCUGAAGUUUGAAUGUGUGUUGGAACACAUUGCUCAGAUUGACAUCAAGGGCAAUAAUGAACUUUAUUUUCUGAAAUUGUUGGACUGUGGCUCCAUACUUUGCCUUAUACCUCUUCAAAGCACCUGCUGAUUCUAAUCUUCAGUCCUGAAUAGGACCAUGGCAUCCCCACAACACCAACAACUGCUGCCUCACAACACUGAAGUGAGCUGUGACUCAAGUGGAGAUGGGGGCGUCUCGGUGAGGAUUGGCAGCAGUGUCAAACACAAACAUGGAGGUGGGCCGCUGGGUUCAGUCGGGGGCGGCUUCAUGGCUGGGUCCAAACGCUGCAAGUACAGCAUCUCCUCCAGCUGCAGCUCUGGCGAGUCCGGGAUGAGGAGGCCGGUGGUCAAGAGUUUCCGUGCGCAGAAGAGGAUGCCUCAGCUUUUUGAGAGAUCCGCCGGCCAUUUCUGGGAUCCAAAGUUUGACUCUUCCAUCCUGGAGGAGGCAUGUAGAGAACGAUGUUUUCCUCAGACCCGGCGGCGUUUCAGAUACGUGCUCUUCUACCUGGUUGUGGUUGGCUUCAUGUGGGGGAUCUACUUCGCAGCCAAUCCUUCUCGAUGUGACAGGAUAGUUUUUCUUCUCCCCACUGCAUCCUUUCUCCUGUUCUGCUUCCUUCUCUUCCUUUUGACUUUCACAAAGCUCUACACUCGCUGCUACAAUCAAGCAUCUCUGCUGCUCAUAAUCAUUACCUUCAUAGUGACACUGGCCCCACAGAUCCAGACUUCAGGUUUCAGGGAUGCAGAGACUCUCCCAGUUCAUUUCGUUGCAGAAGAGUUAAGCGGCGUGGAUCCUGCGUACAACCUCUCGUAUGAUAAGGUUGUGGCACGCAGCACUUGGUCCCCAUGUCUUUCUCCUGUUGGCACCUUCUCGCUCUGUAUGGAGGUUCUGCUGUUGCUAUACAGUGUCCUGCAUGUUCGCCUUUUUGCCUCCGUCAUGUUGGGAUUCCUCUACUCUGCCUUUUUUGAAUGUUUGGGCUGGCUACACCUGACCCAGGAGGGGGAGCACUGGACUUUAGCCUCUCAGUCAGACUGGGAUACACUAAGUUGGUUGGGUCCAGCCAAAGCUCUGCUUCACCUUUGCGCUCACGCCAUUGGCAUCCACUUGUUCAUUAUGUCUGAGGUGAGGUCGCGUAGCACCUUCCUGAAGGUGGGUCAAGCUGUCAUGCAUGGCAAAGAUCUGGAAGUGGAGAAAGCCUUGAAAGAGCGUAUGAUCCACUCUGUCAUGCCCAGAAUAGUGGCUGAUGAACUAAUGAAGCAGGGUGAUGAGGAGCUGGGGGACAGUUCUGUUAAACGUUACUCCACAAGUGGUGCUGUGGCAGUCAUCUCAAGUCCAAAGAGCAAUAAACGUAAGAAAACGUCCAUACCCCGAGGCCAAAUCAUCUUCAGACCUUUCAACAUGAAACGAAUGGAGCCUGUGAGCAUCCUCUUCGCAGACAUUGUGGGCUUCACCAAAAUGUCGGCCAACAAAUCAGCUCAUGCCCUUGUGGGGCUUUUGAAUGACUUGUUUGGACGCUUUGACCGGCUCUGUGAGCUUACUGGCUGUGAGAAAAUCAGCACUUUAGGAGAUUGUUACUACUGUGUGGCUGGAUGUCCUGAACCCAGACCAGACCAUGCCUACUGCUGUGUGGAGAUGGGCCUAGGUAUGAUCCAAGCUAUCGAACAGUUCUGCCAGGAGAAGCGUGAGAUGGUCAACAUGAGGGUGGGCGUCCACACUGGCACAGUAUUGUGUGGUAUCCUUGGCAUGAAGCGCUUCAAAUUUGACGUUUGGUCAAAUGAUGUCAACCUGGCCAACCUAAUGGAGCAACUGGGCGUGGCCGGGAAGGUCCAUCUAUCACAAGCAACUGCUAAUUUUCUGGAUGAGCGCUACCAGCAUGAAGAUGGACAGGUCACUGAGAGAAUCGGGCAGAGUGUGGUGGCUGAACAGCUGAAAGGUCUAAAGACGUAUCUGAUCUCUGGCAGGAAGAUGGACUUGCACUCGCAUUGCAGUUGUCCCCAGCUGGGUCUCACUGGGUCAGAUGUGGCAGAGCCUCGGAGCUCCAUGUCCAGACUUCACACUCCUGAUGGAGCUCCUUCAGCCUGCGACUUAGCGCCAGACAAGUCUCCCUGUCUGUCCUGCAGUGUCCUGAUACCAGGAGAGGAUCAGGUUUUAGAGGAAGGAGCAGUGCACAACGGCUGCCGUGACAAUGACCACAAGGCGACUAGCACCAAGGACUCUUCAAAUCUGAAGUGUUCUCAGGCAGCUUCUGCAGGACGCAGCCCCAAGGCUCUGAAUGGUCUGCUCAGUCCUCGCCUGGACACGCUGACCAACAGCCAGACGUCACUUUGUGAGAUGCUGCAGGAGAAGGAGAAGAAGACCUGGAGCAGUGGGGGAAUGGGCAUGGACCACUCCGCGCUCAUUCCCUUACGCUCCAAGAACUUCCGAGAAAGGAGCGAUGCCCACUUUGUAGAUGUUAUCAAAGAGGACAGCCUGAUGAAGGACUAUUUCUAUAAUCCUCCCAUAAACAAGCUGAGCCUCACCUUCCUGGAGAAGAGCCUAGAGUCUGCUUACCGGACGAGCUACCAGGAGGAGGUGGAAACCAGAGCAACAAUGCAAACCUUUGCCAGCCAGACAUUUAGUUCUUUCCUGGACAUGCUCUUGUCCUGUUCAGUAUUUCUGGCUCUCUCAUUGGCCUGUUUUCUUCGACCACUCGUCACCCAGCAGAGUUUAUCCACUCCGGUGCUCAUUGUGACUGCUGUCGCCGCCCUGCUGGAGGCUCUGGCACUGCUGUUUGCAAUACGUAUGGCAUUCUACCUGGACUCUGCGCUGGGUUGCACUCGGGUGCUGAUGAGAGUCAUCUCUGCCUGGGUACCACGUCACUUUAUAGGAGCUAUCCUGGUGUCUCUGCCUGCUGUGACUACUUUCUCCCAUCUCACCUGUGAUGUGCAGCUCUCCAUACAGUUCACCAUGUUCCUCUGCUGUGCCGUCAUCAUAGCUAUCAUUCAGUAUUGCAACUUCUGCCAGCUGAGCUACUGGAUGCGAUCAACUCUUGCGACUUUGGUGGGACUGACCCUGCUGGCUUUGCUCUUUAGCUCCCCCUGCAGGUCCCAUGACCAGAACAGUAUUGGUAACAACUCCAUCAGCAUGUCCAGCAAUCUGUCAGAUACAGGUCCACAGACCCACCACCAUGAUCUUCUGGGGCCUGAGGUCUGUGUGGCCUUUUUCCUGCUCCUCCUCCUGGUCUGGUUCCUGAACCGUGAAUUUGAGGUCAGUUAUCGUCUACAUUAUCAUGGCAACGUGGAGGCUGAUCAACAUCGUAUCAAAAUCCAAAACAUGAGGGACCAGGCGGAUUGGCUGCUUCGUAACAUCAUUCCCAUCCACGUGGCCGAGCAACUGAAGGUCACCCAGAGCUACUCCAAGAACCAUGAUAAUGUGGGUGUAAUAUUUGCUAGCAUUGUUAACUUCAGUGAGUUUUACGAAGAAAGCUAUGAAGGAGGAAAAGAGUGCUAUCGUGUCCUCAAUGAGCUGAUUGGAGACUUUGAUGAACUGUUACGUAAACCUGCCUUCACAAACAUUGAAAAGAUCAAGACCAUCGGUGCAACGUACAUGGCGGCAGCGGGACUCAACGCACAACAGUGUGCAGGCGCAGCCCGUCCUCAUGCCCAUCUACGAGCUCUUUUCGAAUUUGCCUUGGAAAUGAUGCAUGUGGUAGAUGACUUCAACAAGAACAUGCUGGGCUUUGGCUUUAAGCUCCGUAUUGGAUUCAACCACGGGCCUCUAACAGCAGGAGUAAUCGGCACCACUAAGCUACUCUACGAUAUCUGGGGUGACACAGUCAACAUUGCCAGCCGCAUGGAUACCACAGGUGUAGAGUGUCGUGUCCAAGUGAGUGAGGAGAGCUAUUGCGUGCUCAGUGGCAUGGAAUAUGAGUUUGAUUACCGUGGCACAGUUAAUGUCAAAGGCAAAGGUCAGAUGAAGACUUUCCUUUAUCCUAAGAGCAGCGAUAGCGGCACUGUGCCUCAACACCAGCUUUCGGUCUCUCCGGAGAUACGAGCACAAGUGGAUGGUAGCAUUGGCCGUUCACCCACUGAUGAGCUUGCUACUAUGGUGCCCACCACCAGCAUGACUGCAAGUAGUACCUAUACUAUGGUUCCCAGUAUGAGUACAUGUUCCUCUACCAACACGGGGCUUGGUCAUGACAAAGAAACAGCACAGUUUGAAAGAUGUCCCUUUACAGAGGCUUCUCAUGCAAUGCGCUCUUUUUCUCAUAGUGGCCUGACAUCUGUUGCCACUCGAGAAGGACCUCUUCCUCCUCCUGUGGAUAAACAGCCCAUCGUCUCUUCUUCAGUCCAGCAGCAUACCCCUCAAAAUACCACAUCAACGUCUCCUAAAGACGUUGAGGACAAAUACAAAGGUGAAUAUGAGUUUUAUGCUGGCGAGUUCACUAGACUUUAAGGUUUUGCUAUAAUUGUACUUGUAUCAUGGUCCUCUACCCUUUAAACAUCUGCCAUUUGGCAUUUAAAGAAAUGCUGUGCAUAUAGUCUGACCCCACAGUAGACUCAGUGGAUUGGAAAAACCCAAAAGCCUUUUCUCUAUGUCAGGCAGUCUGAAGGAUGUUUUUGGUCUUAAAAUGAUUAGCUGAUCAGUUCAGUCAAUGGGGGGACCACUAAAGAGUGUAACAGGCAGGAGGAAACCGUAAGAUCAGAUGACAGUCCGACCUUUCUUCUGUCAUCUCCCAUUGACUGACUUGGUGAUCAGUAACACAUUUAUUCUCGAUUGUUUUCUUCAUAUAUCUUUUAAGUGCCUUAACACAUUGGUUGUUCCUAAUUCUGCUCCUUGGAUAUCCUCAUGCUGCACAUUUUCCAUCUCUGCCUGCUCUAUCCACACAUAAUUAAAGCAAAAUUUAGGUGUGUUCCAUUCAGCCAACCAGUGGAACAGGACCAAGAGCUACUGGAACACAUCAAGGUGUAGUCCAGAGAUAUAUUUCCUGAUAUUUCCUGUUUUCCUUGUUCUACCAGGUAGCUCUGUGGGUUAUGAGUGGGACAACCAAUAGGUUGGAGUUUGAUCCCAGGUUUGUGUCCUUGGACAAGACACUUCAUCUGCAUUGUCCUAAUUCACCCAUUGGUGAAUGGGUACCAGCCUUGGCUGAGGAAGUAACCUGCAAUGGAUUGGCAUCUCUUCUAGGGGAGUUCUAGACUCUCAUCCACACACGCUAUGGUAUCCAGGGAAAAGCACAGUCUUGAUGGGCCUUGUGGCCUGCAUAAAUGUUCUUAUGGUUUUACUCAUCAUAUUUGUUUGGCCGAUCAAUAGAUGUGAGAUGCUCAAUGUGUGGGUAGAUCAAUGAAAGAUGUAAUUUGUGCAGUGUAGUAAGGCUCCAUUCCAAGGGUUAAGGCCGUGGCCUACCUCAUCAGGAAGGCUGUUGGGCUCACUAAUAUCCCCAUGUUCAAUGCCGAAAAGUGAAGGGGUGUGCCAACCAAAAUUUGAAACCUUUUGACUUUGACACUUGGACAGACCAUUGACUGAACAGCUGUGCAGUGGUGUCAGUAAAAAAGGAAAAUUAGUUUGUUUCAUCACACUAUUUCAUCAAUAGAUAG
Messenger RNA from Thalassophryne amazonica, 5841 nucleotides. RefSeq names its product adenylate cyclase type 9-like. The record is from RefSeq and is a predicted model, not a curated record. NCBI's taxonomy places the organism in Eukaryota, Metazoa, Chordata, Actinopteri, Batrachoidiformes, Batrachoididae. Gene Ontology annotation, biological process: intracellular signal transduction; adenylate cyclase-activating G protein-coupled receptor signaling pathway; cyclic nucleotide biosynthetic process. The transcript is spliced from 9 exons. Gene Ontology annotation, molecular function: adenylate cyclase activity. Bases 389 to 4702 code for a protein of 1437 amino acids.